This is a messenger RNA of Rodentolepis nana, 996 nucleotides long. The record is from the annotation of a GenBank genome assembly. NCBI's taxonomy places the organism in Eukaryota, Metazoa, Platyhelminthes, Cestoda, Cyclophyllidea, Hymenolepididae.
AUGAGACACGAUUAUAAUGCAGAUGCUGAUCGAAUCCAAAAUGCGUGCAAAGGCCUAGGCACGAAAGAAGAUGAUUUGAUUGAAGUGAUCGGCAAACGCAAAUUAGCCGAGCGACACCAAAUUCGGCUAGCCUAUUACUCUAAAUACAAGAAGGACUUGCUAGAAGUAUUGGAUAGUGAACUUAGUGGAGAUUUCGGAAAUCUCACACGUAAUCUCUUCUUGGGUCCAAUCCAAGUUAUGGCCUAUGAUCUCUUCAAGAUAAUCAAGAAGUCUGGAUCAGCAGGAACUAAUGUAAACGAUAUUAUCUGCGUUCUCAGCCCUACUGAGAUUACUGCAUUAAAAGCGGCUUAUGCGGACAUUCUCGCGCAUGAGGGAGUGAAAGAUAAGACACGCACCCUAGAGAAGGAUAUUGAGAAGGAUACAAAAGGUGGACACUGCGACUUUUUACUCAAGUUUAUGAGCAAUUAUCGACCUGAAUUUUCACCCGAGACAGUAAAAUCUGCGGCAUUAUCAGGAAAUUGGGAGGGUCUUGUUGAUAAGAAACAAAUUGAACGAUAUGUUGCCGCCAUCCAUGCUGCUGGUGGAGGAAAAGCUGGCAAAGGCAAUGAGACCGAGGUUACAAGAAUUCUUUGCUCUUGCAGUACAUUAGACAUCAGAGCCAUUUAUGAUCAUUUCAAGGACGUUUACAACGUGUCUCUGGUGGAUUACAUUACAAAGGCCUUCAAAAAUCCCCUUAGAGAUGCUUAUAAUACAGUUAUUAUGACUGCCGUGGAUCUCCGGCUUUUACUCGUUGCUCAGCUCUACAAUUCCAUGCGUGGUUUGGGAACUGACGAACGAGCGCUCUCUCGAAUCAUCUGCAUCCGAUCUGAAAUUGAUCUUCCAUACUUGAAAAUGCUCUAUCAACAAAAAAUAGGCAAAUCGUUGAGCGAAGCAAUUAAAAGUGAUACAUCAGGCGACUACCGUUCUCUACUACUCACUCUUCUGGGGGAAAAAUGA